GCUGCGUUUUUUUUUUUUUUUUGCUAACUCAUAAAUAUAGUUAAGCAAAGACAAUAAAACAGACACGGUAGUAAAGAAGAAGUUCAAACGAGUGACAGUGGACUAGUUUCUCAAAGUGUCACCGCUGGUCGUAUUGACCGGCGGAUUUACAGCACGCUUUUUAACUGCGGUUCAGUUGACUAAAAGGGAGACAGCUAACAAACUAAAUCUGCCAUGUCCGAGGAAAAGGAAAAUGAAGAGCAGGAGGUGAAAGAAGAUGAGGAGGAAAACGCUAAAAUAAACCCACAACCAGGUGGUAGCACUGCAGAGCAGCUGCCAGAGGAUGACAGAGAACCAGGGAGUGAUGCAGAGCCGGUGCAGGCUGACAGGUCCAGCACAGGUGUAUUGGAGCCUGUAGAAGUAGCUGAAACUCAAGCUGAUCUGCCUGAUGAUGCCGAGCAGCUGAGAGGGCCUCAGAAAACAGAAAAUGUUGGAAACUCAAUACCAACUGAUGUGUUGGAGCCUGUAGAAGAAGCUGAAACUCAGGCUGAUUUGCCCGAUGAUGCAGAGCAACUGAGAGGGCCUCAGAGAAAAGAAAAUAUUGGAAACGCUACAGCUACAGUGAAGGUGGUGCUGCUGCCAGAGGGUCAUGUGAUGACCGUGGCCUUCGCCAUCGGUCUCAGCAUUCAGGAGCUGAAGCGUCACCUCGCCCCGGAGCUCAGAGUUCCUCCUGAGGUGCUGCAGAUCUCUCUGGACGGCAGAGUGGUUGAAGAGCAGCAGAGCCUGAUGCAACUCGGCAUCCGGCCUCACAGCUCCACCCGGAUGGAGAUGAGCUCCACCGACCCGAACACCCACCCUCUCCGUCCCCUUCGCCCCCCAGAGCAUGACAACAUGCAGGACGUCAUCACUGUCCGAGUCCAAACAGAUGAGGGCGUGUUCCAGGAGGUGGUGGUGGAGAUUGAGCGUCCCCUCCAGCGGAAAGCCUUCCUGGGUGGCUACAGACACCGGCUGACGGGUGCGGAGUACCACCACGCUGCAGUCCAGACCCUGCCCAAGAGGAGACCUGAGAGAGGAGUGGUGGUCUUCAGCCGUGACACGCAGACAGUAGUGCUGAAGUCUCAGGCCCAGCAGUGUACCAUCAACGUCUCCACCCAGAUGACCGGGAUCGGCUGCUACGUCUCCUGUUUGAGCGACAAGCUGGUCGCCCCUUGCAACUACAUCACUGCUGAUGAGUAUCAUGACAGGAGGCUGAGAGCUGUGAUCCGUCUGCAGUCAUUUGCUCGACGUUGGCUAGCCCAACAGGAGGUGGACCGACUGAGGAGGGAGCGGGACCGCCGGAUGGCCUGGCUGGAGAUGCAGGAGCGAAGGAGGAGGGAGGAGAAGGAGGAGCAGCUGAGAGACCGGCGCCAUCGCUGGAUGAACCCACAGAGAAGGGAGGACUUCAACCUGCUUUACCACGCUCUAGAGAAGUGGAGGUAUGAGGAGGAGCAGCAGAUCAACUCGUCUCUGCGAGGAGCUGAGAGGAAGGCAGCUCUCUGCUCGCUGCUGGAGCAGGAGACGCAGCUCAUCGCCGCCAUCGGAUGCCACCGCAUCGCUGUCCAGAACAACAACUAUGACAAAACUGUCAGGAGCUUCCUGGACAAGUCUGCAGCUCCUCAUCAGUGGCGAGCAGCAGACGGUCGACUGAUCGAGAUGGACAGUCAACACACUAUCAGAGCCAGAGAGCUGCGAGAUCUGUACAACAACGUCAGCCUGUCCAGUGUUAGCCAGGAGCAGAGACUCCACGUCCUCAUGACUCUCAAACACACUGUCAAGGAGCAUGAGUGCCCGCUGACCCGGGACAUCAUGGAUUUAAUCGACAGGGAGGUGGACCUGGUGACCCGGGGGGUUAAGGCAGCCAGUCUGGAGGGGUUGAGGAAGAGGAUCUCCACUCUGUUCCUCCAGUACGUCAAAACACCAGCGUUUAACCCUGAGGUGGCCAAGCACCUGAAGGUUCCCCAGAAUCCCUCUCUGCUGAAGAACGACAUGUUCCUCUGCCGCGGCUGUCAUCGGUACCUACGCUCUAUCGACUUCAGCCCAUCUGCAAACGGCCGUCUGAGCGGCAGGUGCCGGGACUGUGCCGGACUCGACAACAAAGCUAGGGCCCGCAAUGACUUCUCCUGUUACAAAAACAUCCUGAGGAGCCUGAGAGCUGAUGAGCAGCGGCUCAACGAGGAAGCCAAGAUUCCCUUCCUCCUGCAGGUGGAGGACAUGCGGUACCUGGUAGAGGUGGUCUGGUCCUCCCGCUCGGCCCUGCACGCCAGCAGCGACCUCUACAACCUGGUGUUUAUCCGCUGGGAGCGUCGGAGGGACUGGAGCCCCUGGAACUGCAUCCUGCUGUCCAAAGAGGAGACUUCAGCUCACAUGGAGGUGGAAGACGUCCACAAGGCAUAUGAGGCGACGUUCAUCCGCAGGAUCGAACACAAACACACGCUGGCUCGCCGCCACUUUAGCCAGAUUGCCGUCAUGGCCGAGUACCUGGACUCUCAGCCGACCGCUGCCCUGGGCAACCAGCUUGUCUCCAAGCCCAUCACCAUGGCAGCAGGCAAGCACGCCACCGACACACCACCGGCCUCAGCUCAUUAAGACACACCCUUUCCUUUCUUCUGUCACUGUUUCCUCCCUCGCUCAUUUGGUGUGUCACUUUCUAAAACAUUUUGUCUGAAACCUAAAAUAAAGUUCAUGAUGGUUUUA
Messenger RNA from Micropterus dolomieu (smallmouth bass), 2712 nucleotides. RefSeq names its product IQ motif and ubiquitin domain containing (gene iqub). Gene Ontology annotation, molecular function: protein binding. Bases 214 to 2604 code for a protein of 796 amino acids. The transcript is spliced from 14 exons. Gene Ontology annotation, biological process: cilium assembly. Lineage: Eukaryota; Metazoa; Chordata; Actinopteri; Centrarchiformes; Centrarchidae. The record is from RefSeq and is a predicted model, not a curated record. Gene Ontology annotation, cellular component: motile cilium; acrosomal vesicle.